This is a messenger RNA of Entrophospora candida, 648 nucleotides long. NCBI's taxonomy places the organism in Eukaryota, Fungi, Glomeromycota, Glomeromycetes, Entrophosporales, Entrophosporaceae. The record is from the annotation of a GenBank genome assembly.
AUGGAAACAACGUUAAGCGAUGAUUUAGUGAAUGUACCUUUUGCAAGAAUUUCAAAAACUGUUGUUAAAAUAUCAGACUUUGAAGAAAGAUCAUUUAAAAACUAUGCGCAAUUACAUUUCGGUUCGCCCUCUUUGCCGUCAUCUUCGAAUAGCAAAAAAUUAUCAUACAAUGAUAAAAAAUACUAUGAAGGAAAACUUAAUAAAAAAUAUGGUAAAAUGCAGCAUAAAAUGGAAGAAAUGGCAAAUGAAUCAAAAAAAAAUGUUAUAGCAGCGGCAGUAGCAGCUACUAUUAACCAACAACAUUCUCAUAUUUCAAAAUAUAUUCCAAAAUGGAAUAAAAAUAUUAAUGUUUUAAGAACAAACAAACGUUGUUUAUCUUCUUCUAAUAGUAGUAAUAUUGGUGGUGGUGGUGACAGGUUGUAUACAAAUCAAUCACCAAUAAGAGAUUAUAUGAUGAGAUCUGCACAACAAAAAACAAAUCCAAAUAAUGAUUUUAUUUUCGUUAUGACGCCACCGCCAUUUAACCCAUUUGAUCAUUGUGAUAAUAUUGAUAAUAAUAGCAAUCUCAAUUAUCCAGUAAAACAAUCUGAAUCUUUAUCGCUUACUCUUGGAAAUCCUAUUGAUUCUACUAAAACAGAUAAACAAUAA